UUAGUUUAUUUCUACCGGAAACUGCUCUCUAAAACCCAAACAAACACAGCCGUAUGGUAGCGGCCCCGCAAAACUGCAGAUACGUGUCGAAUAGUAGCGGCCCCGCAAAACUGCAGAUACGUGUCGAAUCCACGCGGCCCAGCUCUCUUUCUCUCCUCUUUCACCAAGCCCUAGGCGCACCACCCUAAGCCACCGCAGCACCGCUGCGGCUUUGCCACCGGAGUUCGUCGGACCACCGUGUGGAUCCCGGUCCGUCGACGCAGGCGAGGGCCUCCGACGCCGAUCGAAGUGCUGCCGCCGCUGUUUGUUUAGCCCGGUUGGUCCUCGACAACAGACUCUUCAGCUUGUUCAGUUCAUGCAAUGCAACCUCUGCGGCAACCGUUUCAACUUGUUGAUCAGGACAUGCCAGAAGCUAACAUGGGGAUGUCAGAGCAGAUGCCACAUUUUCCGCAACUUGGGCACCAUAUGCCUCACUCUGGUCUUGUUCUACCUGCACCACGAGCUGUGCUACCUGGUGGAUAUAUGCCAAACAUGGGUGCCCCUAUGCAGCCUCCGUUUUAUACUUAUCAACAAAUGUGGGUUCCUGUUCUAGUUCACCCCCUGGGUUCAACUCAGCAUCACACCAUGUCUCCUUGGUUGCCCUCGGUUAGCUCAUCUGACCCUAGCCCUUUGGAUUGGCAAGAGCACUUUUCACAUGAAGGGAAAAAGUACUAUUACAAUAUGAGGACAAAGCAAUCAAGUUGGUACAAACCUGUCGAGUUGAUGAUACCUUUGGAGAGGGCUGAUGCGACUACUGCUUGGAAUGAAUAUACUACGGAUGAAGGACGGAAGUACUACCACAACAGAGUGACGAAGAAAUCUCAAUGGACUAUUCCUGAGGAGCUGAAGAUUGCACGUGAACUAGCAGAGAAGGCGUCAAGCCAACGGCCUGAUCAGGACGCUCAAACCACUGCUGGUGCCUAUGUUGGAUCCUCUUAUGCUGCUUCAAGCACACACGAUGCAGUGGCGGUCGUUUCUGAAAGAAUAGAUCAAGAGUUGAGGAUUUGAGUCUUGGCCCAUGGUAGCAACAGUUGCUUCAGGCUUCAGGCACACAUGGUGCUGUAGGUAGUGGUCAGUCAUCUGUGGUCUGUGGAACAUUAGAUCAAAAGUUGUUGAUUCGAGGAAAAAGUUCUUAAGAUUUUACCGAAGUUGUUAUAAGGUACCCGUUCCAGAGUUGCUAUACCGUAGUUGCUACUCCUUUGGGUAUAAGCUACCCUGAGUUGUGGUUUUUAGUAGUAAUAUUACUCCUUUCAU
This is a messenger RNA of Triticum urartu, 1293 nucleotides long. Its product is annotated as pre-mRNA-processing protein 40A-like. Gene Ontology annotation, cellular component: U1 snRNP; U2-type prespliceosome. Gene Ontology annotation, molecular function: RNA binding; protein binding. Lineage: Eukaryota; Viridiplantae; Streptophyta; Magnoliopsida; Poales; Poaceae. Gene Ontology annotation, biological process: mRNA cis splicing, via spliceosome. The record is from RefSeq and is a predicted model, not a curated record.